CAAAAUGUUAUUGACUCAAACACUUGGAGAAUAUUUGGUACAUUUUAUCACGUAAUUCGGAUUGAGAUUGAGUAGGCAUUUAGGCAACGGAAAACAGCCCUUAUGACUCUUUCACUUGGAUAUUUUAAAAUAAAUUGAUCAAUAAAAAGAAAAGAAAUGUGACUUUUACUCCAACGAUGGGCUAUUAACUCUAUGAAUAAUAAAUAAUCAGAAUAGAUUAAAGAUUAAUUCAAUGUUAUAAAGCUACCUGAGUUAGCGUGAACUUAUAGGAUACUUUCCAAUAACCACUGAGGGAGAACUGAAACAAAGAGAUUGCUGAUACACGGUUAGAAUAUUUACGGAGGAGUUAAUUGGAAGCUCCAGCAAACAGAGAAUACAAAUGACACAAAUAUGUUGUUAAUGUCGUCAGUUCCUUUGGCCUGAUGGCCAAACGCCAGGUGAUACGUUAAAUUAAUACAUUUAGGGGACGUUUAUAUCAUGAUGCAAAUUCAGUGAGCCUGUAACAUUAUUAAUAGUGUUAUAGUCGGUAAAACAUAUUUUCAAAACAGAGGUUCAGAUUUGAAUUCGCCGGCUGUUUGAAAACUGAUAACUCAAACGUCAGAAAGGAAACUGGAGUUUAAUGUUACUAUAUGCAACCUAGUGGUUACUUUAACCUAAGUCUCAACAUCUCAACCUCUGGGGGAAACAACAUUCUUUAUAAGACAAAAUCUUAUAUUCGGAAUAGUCCUGAAGUCUAAAUAUAGAAUCGGAACUGAAUUUCGAGAAAAUACAUUUUCUAGAUAAGGUUAUAUCACAAGUGAGGGACUUGUUUUGAGAAAUACUAUACAGUCAGGUGAUAAAGCACAAAUGCUGCAUACAGAUGAUAAUUGCGAUGCAGAGUAACUGAAGUUUACAGCAUAUGUAUGAAUAAAACAAAAGGAUUGAAACAAUACAUCAAUAUAUGUUAGACUAUACUACAUCACUUCAGUUGAGUGUUAGUAGGUAUUAAGUAUCCAUUUGAGAUCAUUCUUCAAUGGUGAACCAUAGGACUAAUGAUUUCAAUUAAAAAGCUGGUGCCAAUCUUUUUCUAUAUAGGACUACAACCACAGGGUGUAAUGCCAUAUAGAGGGAAGAUCAUGAGCAAUUUUGGCAUGCAUAAAACACAGCCGGAUAAUAUAUUUGUCUGUUUUUAAUUUUUUAUAGACUUUCUAACUUCAUUCUGUCACAACUAUUCGGAUAUAUAAAACUUAUGGGAAUCAAAUCCUGUUGAAUUUUUACUGAGAUCAUAAGUUUUGACAGUGUUUUUCCAUAAGGAUUUUUAAGAGUUAUAUGCAUGGUGAUAUGACUAUCUGGAAACAUUUACAAAUACUACCUCAGCUCCAAUAUACAAUCUAAUUACUGGAUGAGACACAUAGACCUAUUGGCUACUGUUUUCAAUAAUUGGAGUACUCCCAGAGGAUUGAUAAACUAGAAAAAGCAUUUUGGCAAAUUGUGUGUACUUAAGACUAGAGUAACAUUUGACUGAGAAUGACAUGGCAUGCUGGGAAUGAAUGAUUAAAACCUGCAUGAUGGGGAUGAUAUAUUGACUUAUUGGUGAUUGAAUAUUGGUAAGAAAUAAGUCAUUUCAUUUCUACCGAUUUGUAUAAUUAUGCCAUCAUCUACCAUGGGGUUACAGCCAGCCAGUGGGAGUAGCAUUAUUCAGCGGGUGCGUCGGCAGAUCUCCAACGAGAAGAGUCUUUGGGGUGGCCUCGGUACUACUAUCAUAAAGGAAUCUGACAUCAUGCCCAGACGAAAUACGGGACAUUACAAUGACUUUGGAUUUAAAGGUGGUGUGGCACGUAGCGCAUCAUUCGAUGGCACAUAUGAAUCACCAUAUGCGAAUCCACAACAUGCCUUGAAAAUAUCCGGGUUUACAAAACGUGAAAAAAGAAGGCAAUCUGGGAUACCUAAAUUAUCAGCUACUCCAGGAUAUGAUAGAACGCACUCUGCUCACGAGCGGCGACCUUCGUGGUCAGAAGAUGGCAGUAGCGAUACAAGUAGCUUACCUGGCACGGAAUCAUCUGACUUUGACCCUGCCGCUGGAUUACACAAUGGCGUUGUUAAUGGGAUGUAUACUUCAACGCCAAAACGUAAUGGUGAUGAUGACACUGACUGUGAAAGUCUUCCAGAAAGUGUCGCCUCUGCCCCAAUAAUGGGCAACGGCUGUCUUGAAGACAUACAGGAAUAUGGUGAAAUCGAUAAAGAGCUGGAGAAAGUUUAUCAGAAUAUGCAUCGUCAGUACCAGAAGUUCUUCCAGAUAUCACGUUUAAAAUCUAAACCAGGCGUGCAUUGUAAAUGCUCCGGUUCCAAACAUUCAACAAACUGUAAUAUUUCCUUUUCAUUGAACUCUAGUCUAGAAAACGGUGCCUUAUCAGAAUCAGAAAAUCUCCCAUGUAACUGUCGGUAUGACAACCUAGAAACUGAACACCAUAGCAACCAAAAUGGUGGCCAUAGUAACAGAUGUAGUAGCCAUAAAUGUAGAUUAGAGAACUCAGAAUGUUCCAACUAUGAGCAUAGCUCAGCUAGUCAUGAGGAUGAAGAGGAUUACAACAAAAACAACUUCAUCUCUAGAAUACCCACUUCCACUCCUACAUCACAUGAACAAGGUGGGUUGCUUUUACUUCCAGUUUCUUUUUAUUCAUUUUGUGUGUCAUCUAAUGUAAAAGAAGCAGGGAUACAAUGACUUUAGAAAAUAG
Messenger RNA from Owenia fusiformis, 2714 nucleotides. NCBI's taxonomy places the organism in Eukaryota, Metazoa, Annelida, Polychaeta, Sabellida, Oweniidae. The record is from the annotation of a GenBank genome assembly.